This is a messenger RNA of Neogale vison (American mink), 1842 nucleotides long. It is a transcript of the gene RMND5B, whose product is annotated as required for meiotic nuclear division 5 homolog B. Gene Ontology annotation, cellular component: cytoplasm; nucleus; GID complex. NCBI's taxonomy places the organism in Eukaryota, Metazoa, Chordata, Mammalia, Carnivora, Mustelidae. The record is from RefSeq and is a predicted model, not a curated record. The transcript has 10 exons. The coding region runs from base 212 to 1393 and encodes 393 amino acids. Gene Ontology annotation, biological process: proteasome-mediated ubiquitin-dependent protein catabolic process. Gene Ontology annotation, molecular function: protein binding; ubiquitin protein ligase activity.
CUUCCGGGCCGGGAGCUGCGGGCGGAGGGCGAGGUGCCCCGGGACUGCUGACGGGGGCGCGGGGGGCGGCAGCUCAGCCGGACUCCCAGGCCCCGGGCCUUCUCCGGAGCACCUCCCCCACCACCAAGCCACGGCCCCAGCCUGCCCCUGGACUGGCUUUCUCCUCAGUCCUAGGGCGUGGGGACCAGGAGCUGGAGAGGCAGAGGUCACCAUGGAGCAGUGUGCGAGUGUGGAGAGGGAGGUGGACAAGGUCCUGCAGAAGUUCCUGACCUAUGGGCAGCACUGCGAGCAGAGCCUGGAGGAGCUCCUACACUAUGUGGGCCAGCUGCGGGCUGAGCUGGCCAGCGCAGCCCUCCAGGGAACCCCUCUGUCAGCCACCCUCUCCCUGGUGAUGUCACAGUGCUGCCGGAAGAUCAAAGACACUGUGCAGAAGCUGGCUUCGGACCACAAGGACAUUCACAGCAGUGUCUCCCGAGUGGGCAAAGCCAUCGACAGGAACUUUGACUCAGAGAUUUGCGGUGUGGUCUCCGACGCGGUGUGGGACUCGAGGGAGAAGCAGCAGCAGAUCCUGCAGACGGCCAUCGUGGAGCACCUGUACCAGCAAGGCAUGCUCAGCGUUGCCGAGGAGCUGUGCCAGGAAUCAACACUGAACGUGGACUUGGACUUUAAGCAGCCUUUCCUUGAGUUGAAUCGAAUCCUAGAAGCUCUGCACGAACAAGACCUAGGGCCGGCAUUGGAAUGGGCCGUCUCCCACAGGCAGCGCCUGCUCGAGCUCAACAGCUCCCUGGAGUUCAAGCUGCACCGCCUGCACUUCAUCCGCCUCCUGGCAGGCGGGCCCGAGAAGCAGCUCGAGGCCCUCAGCUAUGCCCGGCACUUUCAGCCAUUUGCUCGGCUGCACCAGCGAGAGAUCCAGGUGAUGAUGGGCAGCCUGGUGUACCUGCGCCUGGGCUUGGAGAAGUCGCCCUACUGCCACCUCCUGGACAACAGCCAUUGGGCAGAGAUCUGCGAGACCUUUACCAGGGAUGCUUGUUCCCUGCUGGGGCUGUCGGUAGAGUCACCCCUCAGCGUCAGCUUUGCCUCUGGCUGUGUGGCGCUGCCUGUGCUGAUGAACAUCAAGGCUGUGAUUGAGCAGAGGCAGUGCACGGGGGUCUGGAGUCACAAGGAUGAGCUACCGAUUGAGAUCGAACUCGGCAUGAAGUGCUGGUACCACUCAGUGUUCGCCUGCCCCAUCCUCCGGCAGCAGACCUCUGACUCCAACCCUCCCAUCAAGCUCAUCUGUGGCCACGUGAUCUCCCGGGACGCCCUCAACAAGCUCAUUAAUGGAGGAAAGCUGAAGUGUCCCUACUGUCCCAUGGAGCAGAACCCAGCAGAUGGCAAACGCAUCAUAUUCUGAUACCUGCCUCGAAGGAACUUGGUUUUCCACCCACGAGCCUUGCCGUCUCCGUGGGGGUGGCUGGCUUCAGUAGACUGGUCCAUUUCAGAGCCGAUGCUGAGCACCGCCAUGGACAGAGGCCAAGAAGGGAGGGGAGCCCAUCUGUGCCGGCAGCUGGCUCCUAGGCUGGAAGGGUAGGGACACAAGCCUCUGUCCUCCUGCGGCUGCCCUGUUUUCUGUAUGCCAGUGACUUCGUAGCAGUCAACAAAGCAAAGCACUUGGCCAGCUAUGCAGACGUCUUUUCGACCCUGCCCCAGCCAGGUUGCUUCCAGUCCUGCCAGCACCUGGCGCCUGAGCCGUGGUUCUUCUUCAUGACUGUAUGUAUCCAUUCCCCACUGUAAAUAGUCUGGGUUCAAACCCAGUGCCCUGGUUUUAUAAGUGAGCAAAUAUAUUCACAGGCCUUCUCCUUA